AUGGAUUCGAGUGAGAAUCCGAAACGUCAGGCAAAUAAACGUCUUGUCCCAGUGAUCGCAUCUUCAUCUUCUGAACUGCUACCUGGGACUCGCCUGUUCGCUUCUAUCAGCAAUCUUUUUGGGCGCGAAGCGCUCCGUUCGGCUCGACGGUGUGAAACCUUUGCCCUUCGAGAUUCGUCAACAUAUGCGCAGAUUCGAUUUCUGCCCAGGUGUCUCGACAACAAUGUGCUGCCGAAGUGUGUUUUAUACAAACCUCCGGUCAACACAGAGCUGGCGAGACGCGCAGUACUUCAGCACGGCCGACGAAUAAUCCGAGUGCUCCUUCAAGACUGUCACUCACGGAUUCGCAAAUACCGUCAGAGGAUUGACCAAGAGAAAGCAAGGUGCUGCGAGUUCAUGGGCGAGGACGGCAUAAAACUGCUUCAGCAGAGGCUGGCCGAACGAACCCGCGAACAUAAAGCAACGCGAGAAGCAGCCCUAGAGAGCAAAUUUCGUAAGCUGCCUGCUCCAAUGUCAUCCAAGAACGACAAACUGGUGCACAACCUGUCGUCAAAGGAGCUGACGGAGGAACAAAUGCAGGUUUUACGGCAUGAGGCCUCAUUCAACACAGCCGAUGCCAAACCUGCCAACAUGAUCGCAGCAGUAGAAUCAAUCCUCAGGCAGACGGGAGCGACAGACGAAACGAAGAACCUCAUUCGACACCAAGUGUCCUCCCUCCUCAUGGCUCAUAGGCCGCGCGAUGUGCUUUCCAAGGUCGAGCGCGAUGCACUUAAGGAACUCAGGGCCGACAACGACCUCGUUAUCGUGCCUGCGGACAAGGGGCAUUCAACGGUCGUAUUGGACAGGACAGAGCGAAAAGCUUGUUGGAGGAUCGUCAGUCCUAUGUCCCAUGCGAAUCCAACCCCAUGA
This is a messenger RNA of Spirometra erinaceieuropaei, 909 nucleotides long. The record is from the annotation of a GenBank genome assembly. NCBI's taxonomy places the organism in Eukaryota, Metazoa, Platyhelminthes, Cestoda, Diphyllobothriidea, Diphyllobothriidae.